AUUCCGUCCACUGGAAAUAUGUCAGUCAAGCAACUCCACCGCCUACCGCUGUGGCUAUUGCUGCCGCCAUGUCCUCCAGCACCAUGUCGCCUUCAGCCCAAGGAACACCUAGUCUGUCGACUUCACUCACCGAGCCACAACAACCAUUGUCAUAUCAGCAACAUCUUCAGCCGUUCCUUCCAGCACCUCCUCCUCCUCACACGAGUCAUCCCACGCGAACCAAUGCAGGGAUCGCAUCUUCUCCUCCCGCCUACCACACGCGUUGUUUGGCCCGCAUUGACGAUAAAAUCUACAUGCCUUUCAUGACGGUGGAGCCGGUCUGCUUCAUCUUUGAUAUGAAGACGUACACUUGGGAACCGUCGCCCCGUAUAAUCACUCACAAAUGUCCCGAUUACACCCCGUUCAUCACCCCCAUCGUUGCUAUUGGUCAUCAUAUCUACCUAUUUGGAGGCCGCUGCAUCUAUCAGGGAACGCUAUCCAACGAUCUCUACGUUUUGAACACGACAACGUUCGAACUGGAAAAAAUCCAAAACGUCACCGGUCGGUUGCCAGGGCCUAGAUUCGACCAUUCAUUGGACGUGCUGCACGAUCGUUACCUUGUCAUUUUUGGUGGACUGUGCGCGGAUUCCUCCGGCGAAAACGAUUUAUUUCUGUACGAUACGUUAACACAUAUCUGGAUUGAACCAACGACGCACGGUCAAAUACCUGCUGCGCGUUUCGGUCAUGCCACGUGUCUCGUGGGCGAUGAUUUUUACGUGUUUGGUGGCUGCCGCAUCGACGCUGAUACCAACAUGGUGUACGAUGUACUGUAUCGUCUGGAUUGCCGGACAUGGAUAUGGUACAAGUACGAUCAUCCGGAAGCCAUGUCCUACCGAAGGCGAUUGCGAAGAACCAACAUUUCUCACUCGCUUCGAGAAGAUUUCGUGUUGGUGACGACAGGUCAACCACCGCGCGAUCGAUUCGGUUGCACCAUCUGCUAUGUCGGACAUAAGAAACUCGUCAUCAUUGGUGGUCAAACCAUUCGUCAAGAUGGUGACGACACCAAUACCUUGCACGCUUAUUCAGUCAUGGCCGUGGAUGUAUUUGAUCUUCGCCAUCGUCACUGGUCAUGGUUGACUACAUCCGUCCCAUCCGCAUCAUCCGCAUCGGGCGCAUCCAUGCUUUCCGACAGCGCCAAUAGCACCAACAGCAGUUAUCUAGGUACCAACAUUUAUCCCAAUAAUAUCAGCUGCAUCGUUCUGAAAGACCACGAAACUACCAGCAAAGCAACUCAAAUUUUUGUCAUUGGGCAACACCGCACGUUUGCUGCAUCGACGGAUUCGAGCGGGCGCACCACCGGCACCACCACCACUUCUGGCGGAGAAAGCAGUACCACCAAUAGCGAUGGCAUGGCUUCUUCCACAUCACCCCCGCGUCGAUCGUCCCUGUUGACGCAACCGUCGUUGACUUCGCUUCGAUCCACCAUUGAACCGCCCGAACCCGGUAUCGUGGCCCCCAUCCCUCGAAGUGUUGGUAUGGUUCUUACCCCUUCGGCCACCGUCGCGUCGCCAUGGUCCGAACCCCCGCAACGGUCUCUUUCCCAAACCUCGCAAUACAGUGUCAGUCGAGCGAUCGCCGAUUACGAUGGUUACCUCGACAACUCAAUCUGGAGUCAAACAGAUGCCGUGCCUACCCCGACCGCGUCAACGCUGCAGACUAGUCAACCGCCUACCCCUUUAACGACUUAUACUGCGGCUUCACCCUCCGCUUCGCUCGUGACAGGUCAAUAUCCUGAUACCUCGUCUGAAUCAGAGCUCCUGCCUCAUUCUGGAUCUAGUACUCAAACGUAUAUCCACUCCGUCUACAGUGGAUCCGGCAGCCCCACCGCCACCAUCCCUCGGGAUAAUCGACAAUACUCUUCCGAGUACCUUAGUCUGAUGCUGGUCCUGAAUGACGACGAAAACGAUUAGAGCAUAUCAUCAAUUGGGUUUUUCCAAAAGAAAGGCAAAACAGAAAAGAAAGGCGUCCCCCUUUUUUCGCGAAGACUGUAUACAACUUGUUGCAUCUGUAAAAAAAGAGAAAAAAAAAUACCUACUCAUUUAUCUUCAAGAGAGUGCAUGCAUAUUGAAUAAAGAGCAUAAUUGUAAAAGCCCUCUUGAG
Messenger RNA from Radiomyces spectabilis, 2139 nucleotides. RefSeq lists its product as uncharacterized. Gene Ontology annotation, molecular function: protein binding. The record is from RefSeq and is a predicted model, not a curated record. The coding region runs from base 69 to 1949 and encodes 626 amino acids. Lineage: Eukaryota; Fungi; Mucoromycota; Mucoromycetes; Mucorales; Radiomycetaceae. The transcript has 4 exons.